AGAGAGAGAGAGAGAAGAGCGCGUGUUUACGUCGGAGUGUGCGACAAAUAAGAGGGGAAAAGGGGUAGCGCUGGGGCUCACAACAGAGCGCGCGACCGCCUGACGCACGCAGACAGAGCGCAGGAGACCCGGAGGAGGAGCAGCCCACUCCAGCGCGGCACGGGAUCUACUUUCCGUCCACUCCCGUCUUUGCACUGAAAGUUUUCCGCGUUGCAGAGAGGAGGGAAGGAGAGAGAGAGAGAAAAUAAGAGGACACCGGCCUUCCAAGUUUUCCACCAAAUUAAAAUAAAAGAAAGAAAAAAAAAGAAAUGCAGAGACCAGGGGGCCAAGGGACGGCGUUUUCAAUCGAUUCCCUGAUCGGGACUCCACAGCCCAGACCGGGACACUUGCUCUACACGGGCUACCCUAUGUUCAUGCCCUACAGACCUUUGGUUAUUCCACAAGCUUUAUCCCACUCGCCUUUAUCGUCUGGUUUACCGCCGCUCGCGCCUUUGGCUUCGUUUGCGGGACGGCUCACCAACACGUUCUGUGCCAGCUUGGGACAGGGGGUUCCGUCCAUGGUGGCGCUCACCACGACGAUGCCAAGCUUCUCGGAUCCUCCGGACAGUUUCUACCCACCGCAAGAACUCCCGGGGCCCCGUUUGAGCGCCGUGGACCCCGCGGCGAGGAGGCAGGGGAGUCCGCACUCUGACGACCUGCACAGCCGGGACAAGGGCUCCGACCUGCUCAACUUCUCGGAAACUUUUCAAACCAUAUCAGGUGACACCAAACUGUACAGCUCGGACGACGAGAAGCUGGACCUGAAGUCCGCGGACGCGGCGUGCAGCGACCGGGAGGACAGCUCCGUGGACAGCGAGAACGAAAGUUUCUCGGACGGCAACAACUGCGGCUCCGCGCUGUCCCAGAAGAGCAAGCUGAAGGCGGGCUCGCAGGAGGCGCUGCCGACCGGCGGCUCGGCGGGGAAGAGCCGCCGGAGACGGACGGCUUUCACCAGCGAGCAGCUGCUCGAGCUGGAGAAGGAGUUUCACUGUAAAAAGUACCUUUCGCUCACCGAGCGCUCGCAGAUCGCGCACGCGCUCAAACUGAGCGAGGUGCAGGUGAAGAUCUGGUUCCAGAACCGCAGGGCCAAGUGGAAACGGAUCAAGGCCGGCAACGUCAACAACCGGUCGGGAGAGCCGGUGAGGAAUCCCAAAAUCGUGGUGCCCAUCCCCGUGCACGUCAACAGGUUCGCGGUGAGGAGUCAGCACCAACAGAUAGAACAAGGGACCAGGCCGUGAACGCGGCGGGGGGGGGGGGGGGGAGAUCGAAAGUAUUCAUCUUUUUUUUUUUUUUAAAUGAAGAAAAAAAAAAAGACACACUUCCAUUGACUCGUUGAACGCAUGACGCACAACACGCGGAGGAUUUGGUUUGUUCUCGCAGAGGUGAGGCUGAGCAGAGAAGGUGUUGCUCGCAGACUGAUCAAUUAUUUGGCAAAACUGCUGUGGUUUUUUUUUUUUAAUUUAUUGCUGUAAAUAUGUGUAUAUAUAAAUGGGUUAAAAAAAAUGGUACAAAUGGGCACUAUGAGAUGAGACUGUAAAGAUUUUUUUUAAGUAUUUAUAUGUUGGGCCAAAACGUUCUGUUGGUUAUGUGCAUGUCCUCAUUUAAUGAAGCGGGGUUUUCGUUCUUGUGUUUCGUACAAUUUGAUGACCACAUUUGCAUGUUAGACGUUUUACAUUUUGUUUUGGCAACUGGAGGAACCAUCCUUGACAGCUAUUUGUGGGGACAAGAAAGAAAAGACGAGAUGUGAAGCAAAUAAUGACCAAACAAAGGACGACUGUAAAGUAUAUUGACCUAAUAAUAAAUCGCUUUAUACGAAAGUUGAAAUCCAGAUUGAAUUAUUAUUGUUUCGA
Molecule: messenger RNA, 1889 nt
Organism: Pungitius pungitius (ninespine stickleback)
Lineage: Eukaryota; Metazoa; Chordata; Actinopteri; Perciformes; Gasterosteidae
Gene: gbx1
Product: gastrulation brain homeobox 1
Exons: 2
Coding region: 309-1277 (322 amino acids)
Biological process (GO): regulation of transcription by RNA polymerase II; regulation of nervous system development
Cellular component (GO): nucleus
Molecular function (GO): DNA-binding transcription factor activity, RNA polymerase II-specific; RNA polymerase II transcription regulatory region sequence-specific DNA binding
Source: RefSeq, a predicted model, not a curated record